CUAUGACGCAACAAAUUAUGGCGAACCUCAUAUUUGCACACGAUCGGAUUUUCACACGAUCGAAUUUUCACACGAACAUAUCAACAAACACAUGUUUUGCACACGGAUCACAUCAUAUAUAUCAGAAAGCGCCAAUUAAUAUUAUUUAAACUUAUUAGAAUACUACGACUACUGAGACCACUACGAAUUAAAAAUGCCUGCACCUUGUAACUGUAUCGAAACAAAAGUGUGUAUCUGUGAAACUGGCUGCAGCGGUGACGGUUGUCGUUGUGGUGAAUGUAAAUGUUCCGGUUGUAAAGUAGCUUGCACGUGUUCAGGAGGCUGUGCGUGUGAAGGAGGAUGUACUUCAAAUUGUAAAUGUGAACCUGGCUGUUCCUGCAAGUGAAUCAAAAAGACAAUAUACUCGAACUUAUUCCAUUCAUCAAAUCAUCCAUUAUGUAUUAAAAUUUCAUGUCCAACUA
Messenger RNA from Mytilus trossulus (common blue mussel), 461 nucleotides. RefSeq names its product metallothionein 10-IV-like. The record is from RefSeq and is a predicted model, not a curated record. Bases 194 to 385 code for a protein of 63 amino acids. NCBI's taxonomy places the organism in Eukaryota, Metazoa, Mollusca, Bivalvia, Mytilida, Mytilidae. The transcript has 3 exons.